Messenger RNA from Neoarius graeffei (lesser salmon catfish), 1268 nucleotides. RefSeq lists its product as uncharacterized. The record is from RefSeq and is a predicted model, not a curated record. Gene Ontology annotation, cellular component: plasma membrane. The transcript has 3 exons. Gene Ontology annotation, biological process: immune response-regulating cell surface receptor signaling pathway. Gene Ontology annotation, molecular function: signaling receptor activity. NCBI's taxonomy places the organism in Eukaryota, Metazoa, Chordata, Actinopteri, Siluriformes, Ariidae. Bases 178 to 744 code for a protein of 188 amino acids.
UGACACAUUAUGCUUCACUUUUUUUAAUUACAUACAUACAUACACACUUUGAUCAUAUGUCUGUUCUGUUAAACUACUUUUGGUUGGGAAACGAGGUCCUGCAAGUUGUUGAGGAGGAAGUGACCCAGUUCGUGGUGGGAACACUCAGAAUAGUGCACUAGGCGAAACAGAGCAGCCAUGUCACUCAACGGUUCUACUGCUUUGUUAUUCAUUACCCUCUGUACAUUUCCAUCUACACCUAAAAGCAUCGAUACUAUUUUUGUGCAAGUGAAAUAUUCAAGGCAGCCAAUAAAGAGAACAGAGGGACAGACAUUGACGCUCAAUUGCACGGCCCAGUAUGAGAAACAGCACUGUGAAAACAUCUCGGUCUUUUGGUGUCUUUCGGUGGAAGACAAGCCAUGUGAGCCACUUACUGAUCUGGACAAAUACUUGAUCCAGAUCAGUGAGACUAAACUCAGCAAGGAAACUUUGCUCAGGCAACAAGAUGCUUUUGUUACAUUUACACAGCUGACUCGCAAGGACACUGGCUUUUAUCAAUGUAAAGCCAAAUGUCAGCACACUGGGGCCACAGCUAUGGGACAUCGCAUCAAUGUCACUGUAACAGGUCAGGAGGAGACCAGAAAUAUCUUCACUAGCGACGCUAAAGGUCAGACAUUUCUUAAUCGGAGCAACCAAUGCAGCAUGGACAUGUUUCUUCUGACAAUCCUUUUCUCCUUCAUCCUUUUAUGGAUCCAUAAAAUGUGAUUACUUUGUGUCCUUGGUACACCAAAGGCAGUAAAUAAAGCCAUCAUACCUACCGCUCCCAUGACACAUUCUGCUUUGUGUGCAAGUACUAUUGCAUAGUUCAUGUUAGACUAAAGUUUGUGCACUGUAAUAGGAGCAUAACAAUCUUUCCAUUUGUAAUCUCACUGGCUAUCUACAGUUGUGUACAUCUGUUGUGUGCACUGCUCUUGAGCUCAACAGGAAACAGGGUAAAUUUGAAAGGUGGGUAAAGUUCCACAAUAGACUUGGUGAAACCCCUGAGGCAAUAAACAAACCAAUAAAACCAGUCGGUUGCACAAUAAACUGUUAUAAAGCUUGGUUAAGACAAUUGUGUCUCUUUACUACACUUCAUGAGGGUACAGCAGUCUGGUUUGUCAAGUGUACAGUAAGCUCUCAAAUCGUCUCUUCCUGUGGUAAUCAGUACAGCUACUCUCACUCGUCCUCACAUGCAUCUCUCUUAAGGUAGAGUUACUGAUUAGUAACUUAUUAAACUGGUAUAAAACAUG